Telopea speciosissima is the source of this 878-nucleotide messenger RNA. Its product is annotated as protein ARV 2-like. Bases 49 to 774 code for a protein of 241 amino acids. The record is from RefSeq and is a predicted model, not a curated record. The transcript is spliced from 9 exons. Gene Ontology annotation, biological process: sterol metabolic process; sphingolipid metabolic process; intracellular sterol transport. NCBI's taxonomy places the organism in Eukaryota, Viridiplantae, Streptophyta, Magnoliopsida, Proteales, Proteaceae. Gene Ontology annotation, cellular component: Golgi apparatus; cortical endoplasmic reticulum.
UCCUGCAUAGACAGAAACAAAUACAUAGAGAGAGAGAGAGAGAGAGAGAUGGAGAUGGAACCGAGAUGCGUUCACUGCGGAUUUGGGAUAAAGACACUGUUCGUGCAAUACUCUCCUGGGAAUAUCCGAUUAAUGAAAUGCGAAAACUGCAAGGAAGUCGCCGACGAGUACAUCGAAUGCGAGAUCAUGAUUCCUCUGAUCGAUUUAAUUUUGCUUAAGCGGAAAGCUUAUCGGCAUUUUCUCUUCAAUAUGCUGAACCAAGAAAUUUAUACGGAGGGAAUAUUGUGGAAGACUAGUUUUCUUUUUCUUAUGUUGGAUGCAUGUGGGACAUUGGUUUUAAAUAGAAGUCAAGGAGAUCGCUGUUUGUCCUCAAGUUCCUUUUCAUCAGCUUGGGUAUGUGGGAAGAUGUUGGUGCAUGUUUUUUUAGGAAAUCUUGUAUUUUUCUAUGUUCUCGUUGUUGCAACAAGGGUGUUACUGAGAUCAUCAUCUAAGGAGACCAGGUACAAAGAUCUUUUGCUGGCCAUUCUUGUUUCAAGCUACUUCAAAAUUUUCCUCCUUGCCAUGAUGGUUUGGGAAUUUCCGUCUUCUGUGAUUUUCAUCAUUGAUGGUUUUGUCCUAUCAUCCAAUGCAAUCUCUUUGAAAGUGAUGACAGAGGCCACUACAAUCCGAUGUCUAGGAGCGUGUUUCAGUGCACAUGUCAUGAAGUUCUUGGCUUGCCAGAUGCUAGAAGUUAUUUCCUCAACAUCCUUAAGAUAUUUUAGAAUUAACUGUUAAUUGCCAUUUCUCUUUUGCUUUCCUUUUUUAUUUUGUAUUAUUUUUCUGGGGGAGGGGGUUGGAUCAUUGCAGGUGAGGUGUGAUCAAUAUAUGACACAGUGCUG